AUGACUUAUGAGGUUUUCCCUGACCUGCAGACUCCUAACAACUAUAAGGUUGUUUCUAUAGUGACCAGCUUAGUGACUGCCACCACAGGGGCCACAGUGGGAAGCACGGGAAACCUAUCGGCAUUCAGAGACCAAAGAGGGAGCGCGCACAGUCAAAUCCAUCAGCCGUCAACACCGUUUGUGCUGAGUGCUGCUGAGAGUAAUUCUGUCCUGCAAGGCAUCACAGUGGCAGCUCAGGCCCUGGUACUCCUCUCCAUCUUCCUACUCUCCAGCCUCGGUAACUCAGUAGUUGUCGUUGUCAUCAUCAAACAUAGACAGCUUCGAACAGUGACUAACGCUUUCAUCAUGUCGCUGUCGUUGUCUGAUUUCCUCACAGCUGUUCUAUGUCUGCCGUUCUCCUUUGUCAUGCUCUUCAAUAAGGACGGUGUCUGGAUGUUUGGGGAUCGUUUCUGUGUGGCCAAUGGCUUUUUUAACACCUGCUUUGGUAUCAUCUCUACCCUGACUAUGACUCUGAUCUCAUUUGACAGGGAUGUCCAGCCUGACACUGCAACACCACCCAACUCUGUCAGCGCUCCAAAGAUGAAGACAGCAGACACCAGCCUGUGACAUUGUGGAAGCAUUCUUAACCGUCUAAUGAUUGUUUUCAUCAUUUCUGUAUUUGUUGUUGUGGAUCUAGAGAUUGCAGUUUGUGACAUUUUUGGAAAUAUGUGUCUCUUUUGAUCAGAUUUUGUUCCAGGAAUCAAAAGGAUCAUCUGAGUUGUUCAUAUACUUCCAUUACAUUGCAGAACGGUUUGGGGGAAGACAAUGUUAAGAUGGUGAAAACUAGAUUUAAGCAGGUGUACAAUAGCUAAUGACAAUUCCAUCAAUUCCACCUGAGGGCCUCUGGAACCUCCUCAGUGAUUAAGCAUGGAAGGGGACGCAAACAAUUCUGUAGAAAACCAUGAUAAGUUUGUUUCUGCUAUAAAGGUCUUCAUGUCAAAUAUUAUUUCAUUUUUUAAAUUUUUUAUUUAUUUUAAAAAGAUAUAUAUAAUUUACAUUUCAUAUGUAAAUGCAGCAUAUAGAUUUUGAAAACUGAUAAAAUAUCUGCUAAACCUUCAAUGCUUAAAACGUAUACUGUGCAUGUCAUUUUCAGAUUGUCCUCCCCAGACAAAUGACAUCAUCUGUCUUUUGUUUAAGUGCUUAACAUGACCUCAAGUUACACUUUACUUUCACGUCUUACCAUUCCUGUAAAAUUCGCCUAAAACGCCUAUCCAAGGCAUUCCAGAAAUAGACUGAAUGCUGUUCUUGAACCAUUUGGAGUAAAUUAAUUGUUUUGGGCUUCUCUGAAAGAUAAAACUCUGAAUUGUCUAAACCAACAGUCAGAAUCACUGUAAGUGCUACUAGAAUUGAUUAAAAUAAGUUUGAACACA
Molecule: messenger RNA, 1409 nt
Organism: Micropterus dolomieu (smallmouth bass)
Lineage: Eukaryota; Metazoa; Chordata; Actinopteri; Centrarchiformes; Centrarchidae
Product: G-protein coupled receptor 135
Exons: 3
Coding region: 1-606 (201 amino acids)
Biological process (GO): G protein-coupled receptor signaling pathway
Cellular component (GO): membrane
Molecular function (GO): G protein-coupled receptor activity
Source: RefSeq, a predicted model, not a curated record